Messenger RNA from Conger conger (European conger), 7594 nucleotides. RefSeq names its product unconventional myosin-VIIa (gene myo7ba). Lineage: Eukaryota; Metazoa; Chordata; Actinopteri; Anguilliformes; Congridae. The transcript has 47 exons. The record is from RefSeq and is a predicted model, not a curated record. Gene Ontology annotation, molecular function: ATP binding; protein binding; cytoskeletal motor activity. Gene Ontology annotation, cellular component: myosin complex; cytoskeleton.
AUGGUGCUGUUAAGAAAGGGGGAUUACGUCUGGGUGGAUUCUAGUACCGGGGUGCCGAUUGGUGCACAGAUCCAACUGACAGACACCGGACAACUCCAAAUUAUCGACGAUGAAGGAAAGGAGCAACUGAUCACCAAAAAGAAUGAGGGCACCGUCAGACCUAUGCACCCUACCUCUGUGAACGGGGUGGAUGACAUGAUUCGCUUGGGGGACCUUAACGAAGCUGGACUCCUCCGAAAUCUUUUGGUCCGACAUAAAGAAGGAAUAAUAUACACCUACACAGGCUCCAUCCUCGUGGCUGUCAACCCCUACCAGGUGCUGCCCAUCUACACGAAUGAGCAGGUACAGCUCUACACGGACCGCAGGCUGGGCGAGCUGCCCCCACACGUCUUCGCCCUCGCCGACAGCUGCUUCUUCAACAUGCGUCGUCACCGCAAGGACCAGUGCUGCAUCAUCAGCGGGGAGUCUGGAGCGGGAAAGACCGAGAGCACCAAACUGAUGCUGCAGUUCCUCGCCUCAGUCAGCGGCCAGCACUCUUGGAUAGAGCAGCAGAUCCUGGAGGCAAACCCCAUUCUGGAAGCUUUUGGUAAUGCGAAGACGGUCCGCAAUGACAACUCCAGCCGAUUUGGGAAGUACAUUGACAUCCACUUCAACAAGGCCGGGGCAAUCGAGGGGGCUAAAAUUGAGCAGUAUCUGCUGGAGAAGUCUCGUGUCUGCCGCCAGGCUGCAGAAGAGCGGAAUUACCACAUCUUUUACUGCAUGCUUAUGGGAAUGACUGCGGAGCAGAAGAAGAUUCUUUCCUUAGGAACCGCCUCUGAAUUCAACUACCUGACAAUGGGGAAGUGCACCAGCUGUGAAGGGCGGGAUGACCUUAAGGAAUACGCCCACUUCCGCUCGGCCAUGAAGAUUUUAAUGUUCACAGAAAAUAAUUCUUGGGAAAUCUCGAAAUUGCUGGCUGCACUCCUCCACCUGGGCAAUGUAGACUUUGAAGCCACCAUCCUGAAUAACAUGGAGAGCUGCGACCUUCUGACCUCUUCUCAUUUCAACAUGGUCGCCAAGUUGCUGGAGGUAAAGCCCAAGGCUUUGGAAGCUAGUUUGACACACCAUUCCUUCAUGACCAACCGAGAGAGUGUCUCCAAACCACUGAGUUCUUCACAGGCUAUGGAUGGCAGGGAUGCCUUUGUCAAGGCCAUCUACGGUAAGCUGUUUGUAUGGAUCGUGGAGAAGAUCAACAGUGCCAUUUUCAAGCCCCCUCCAGAGGAAUCUGUCAGGCAAUCCAUUGGCUUGCUGGAUAUCUUUGGCUUUGAGAACUUCACUCAGAACAGCUUUGAGCAGCUGUGCAUCAACUUUGCCAAUGAGCAGCUGCAGCAGUUCUUCGUGAAGCACGUCUUCAAGUUGGAGCAGGAAGAGUACGCCCGCGAAAACAUUGUCUGGAAGCACAUCGACUUCAACGACAACCAGCGCACAUUGGACCUGCUGGCCAACAAGUCCCUCAACAUCCUAGCGCUUAUUGAUGAGGAGAGCCUCUUCCCCAAAGGAACCGACACCACCAUGUUGAACAAGAUGAACCAGGUGCAUGGGAAGAGUCAGAUAUAUAUUCCUCCCAAGAACAACCAUGAAACCCAGUUUGGAAUUCAGCAUUUUGCAGGAGCAGUCUACUACAAUGCUAAGGGUUUCCUGGAGAAAAACAGAGAUGCUCUAAGUUCAGAUUUCAUGCAGCUGGUUGAGACAUCAUCCAACAAGCUCCUCAAGGAAAUUUUCCAAACUGACCUCACUUCAAAUGGAAUAAAGAACAGCUCCAACCCAAAGCUCAUAAUGACCCCGACAAACUCUCUACGGCAAGCUGCAGAUACAAAAAAGCGCAUGCAGACAUUGAGCAGUCAGUUCCGUCAGUCUUUGGAGUCCUUGAUGAAGACCCUUGCUGCCUGCCAGCCGUACUUCAUUCGCUGCAUCAAACCAAAUGAUUUUAAGAAGCCCAUGCUUUUUGACAGGGAGUUAUGCAUACGUCAGCUGCGUUACUCUGGGAUGAUGGAGACCAUUCGGAUCCGAAAAUCAGGGUAUCCAAUCCGCCACACUUUUCAGGAAUUCCUUGAGCGCUACCGCGUUCUCCUGAAAACCUCUGUGUGUGACCCCCAAAAGGUGAGGGAAGGCUUUGCUUUUCAACUGCACAUCACAUAUUUGGCUGUAGUUGCUCUUCUCUCACAAUCAAAUAAAUUUCCAUUUGGCGACUGGAAAAUGGGCAAGACAAAGAUCUUUCUCAAGGAUUGCCAUGACACCAUGCUAGAGCUGGAGAGGGACAGUGCAAUCCACGAGAAAGCCCUGCUCAUUCAGAAGGUCCUUCGGGGAUACAAACACAGGAGUCGCUUUCUGAAACAAAAGGCAGCUGCAUUGGUUCUGCAGAAGUAUUGGCGCGGGCAUAAAAGCAGAAAACUGUACAGAGCUGUCAGGCUUGGCUUUGCCCGACUGCAGGCUAAGGUCCGUGGUCGGCAGCUCCACCACACCUACAAUCAGAAACGAGCGGCUGCCAUUGUACUGCAGGCCCAGACUCGAGGGUACCUGAUGAGGAAAGACUGGAAGCGGAAGAAGGAGGCCGUGAGGCUUCUGCAGGCCCACACACGAGGAAUGCUAGCCAGGAACGCCGUCAAGAGAAUGAAGAAAGCUGAAUUGGCUGCUCGUGAGAGGCAGAAACGUCUGGAGGAGGUGCUCAGGCAGAAGCGGGAGAAGCUGGUCCAAUCCGAUUCCAUCACCGACCAGGAGAUGGUGGACAACAUCUUUGGCUUUUUGCCCAGCAUGGUCGGGGGCCAGGAGGGACAAGCCCCUGUGGGCUUUGAGGACCUGGAAGGCAAACGGACAGUGCUGGAAGAAGUGGACCUGGAUGAUGCCCCCAUGAUGGAGGAGCUUCAGGAGGAGGAGGACUACGACGACCUGGACAACUUCUCCUUCUUCAAAUUUGCUUCGAUGUACUUCCAGGGCUCAGCCACACCCUCCCAUAUCCGCCAGAGGCUGCGGCAACCGUUGCUGUACCACGAUGAUGAGGCAGAUGUUAUGGCCUCUCUGACAGUGUGGUGGAUCAUAUUGAGGUUUAUGGGAGACAUUCCAGAGCCAAAGCAGAAGGUUGUUCAGGGCACAUCCACUGGGGCCAACGAGUCUGUUCAGCAGAAUCUGGGCCCAAGACAGAGCAGACGCCUCAGCCACUUGGUUGGAAUUGAUCAGAAAUUGUUAAGGAAUAAAAAAUCCAGAAAAGUCUCCACAAUUCCAGAGGAAGUGGUGCUGAAUAGAAAAACCUCCACUAUCCCGGAAGAAGGGACCAAAAACCGCAAGCUUUCCUCAAUUUCUGAGCUGGUAUGGAGAAGAAAACCUUCCACAAUUGCGGAGGAGCCAUCAGUUAACAGGAAAGGAUCCACAAUGCCAGAGGAUGUCCCGCGGAACCGAAAGCUUUCCUCAAUGUCUGAGCUGGUGGGAAGGAAAAGAAAACCUUCCACAAUCCCAGAAGAAAUUCAAGAGGAGGCCGAGGAGGAUGCGUCCACUCAGCCUACAGUUCAGACUGUGAAUGUGGAUGAUGAGGUGCUUGCUGGAGAGGGCCCCACCUUGGAUCGCCCGUUGACCUCCCUGGAAAAGAUUCACAUCAUUGUGGGAUACGGCAUAGUCCGGCGUGACCUUCGGGAUGAGAUCUACUGUCAGAUCUGCAAGCAGCUGGUGGAGAAUAAGAGUCGGAGCAGUUAUGUCCGUGGCUGGAUCCUCCUGUCCAUCUGUUUUGGAAUCUUCCCUCCGACUGAGCGCUUCCUCAAAUACCUCCAAAACUUCAUUCGUUCCGGCCCAUCUGGCUAUGCGCCCUACUGUGCUGAGAGACUGCGGCGCACUGCAGCCAAUGGAGUACGUGGGGAGCCCCCAAGCUGGUUAGAGCUGCAGGCCACCAAGACCAAGAGGCCAAUGGUUGUGUCGGUGACCCUGAUGGAUGGCCGCACUAUCAGCAUCCCUGUGGAUUCUGCCACAACCUCCAGGGAAAUUAGCCAGUUCCUGGCACAGAAAGUCAAACUCAAAGACACUUUUGGCUUCUCGGUAUACGUUGCAAUUUACGAUAAGGUGUGGUCUCUCGGGAGUGGCAGGGAGCAUGUGAUGGAUGCCAUCUCGCAGUGUGAGCAGGAGGUGAAGAGGAAGGGUGGACAGGAGCAGCACGCGCCCUGGCGACUCUACUUCCGCAAGGAGAUCUUCACGCCCUGGCACGACUGUGGCCAGGACCCGAUUGGCUCUGAGCUCAUCUACCGACAAGUCAUCAGGGGACUCAAAUUUGGGGAGUACAAGUGUGAAAAGGAGGAUGAUCUUGUCGACCUGGCGAUAAAGCACUUUUAUGUCCAGUAUGGAUCAGACAGUGGAGAUGAGAAUGCAAAGAAUGUGGUUCAGGCCUGCAUCAAUAGCUCUUUACUGGAAUCAAAAUCUGAGGAAAAGUGGAUGCAGAUGGUUAGCACAGCCCAUUUGGAGGGUCCAUACAUAAAUUCAAGAAAGAAAACCACUGAUGUGAAGGCAGAGGUGGUUAAUUAUGCUCGCAACACAUGGCCUUUGUUCUUCUCCAAGUUUUUUGAAGCUGUGAAGCGUUCAGGUCCUGCAUUGUCAAAAAACAAGUUCAUUGUUGCGAUUAACUGGACUGGAGUCACGUUUCUGGAUGAAAAGGAGAGGAAGCUUCUGGUUCUCUCUUACCCAGAAAUCACCGUCGUCAACACAGUGAGGUAGAGCAGGCCACACCGCCAUAUUAGGGAAUAAUAAUGCAAUAGUAGUGAGUUUGAGGCCAUUGUUUGUGUGCUGAACGAUGAAAUUAUAUCGAAUGCGUCUCUUCUCCUCAGGGAUGGCAAGGCCUUUGGGCAGACCGUCUUUCUUUCGACACUGAAAGGAGACUUCACCCUCAGCUCUCUGAUGGCAGGGGACAUAGCAGAGCUCUUGCACAUGUUUCUAGGGGGAUUGAGAGAUCGUUCCCAGUACGCCGUGGCCUUGCAGGAGGCCAACAAACAAGAUGACCCCACAUUUCUCAGCUUCAAGAAAGGAGAGCUCAUUAUUCUUAUCAAAGAUGAUGAUUAUUCCCCUGACCGUGGCUGGAUGAAGGGCAAAAAUGAGCGAACCAGUCAAACCGGAGCAGUCUCCAUGGAUGCCAUCUUGAUUCUGCCCACUCUCACCAAGCCCACGAAUGAAGUGUUGAGCCUGUUGAACCUGUCCCCGGAUCAGAGGAAGACCAUUCUCCAGACCAACCAGAGAGAAGCAGGCACGGUCGAGAGAGUGGCACCCUUUUCACUCAAAGAAUUUUCUUUAGAAUACUUCAGGCAGCCCUCCAAGGAUGUGAACCGGCAGGUGAUGUCUAAGGGGGCUGCCCCAGAGAGGCUGUGGGCCAGCUCCCGGGAGCCCCUCAAGCAGGCACUACUGAAAUCACUAGAGAGAAGCCCGCUGCUCAGCCAUCAGGCCUCCCUGUGCUUCACUGCCAUCCUGAAGUAUAUGGGGGACUACCCCACCAAGCAGGUGCAAAGCCCCCUGGAGCUCACUGACCAGAUCUUUGGCCUCGCCACAGCAAACAUGGCCCUAAGAGAUGAGGUCUACUGCCAGAUCAUGAAGCAAAUGACCAGUAACAACAACAGGUUCAGCUUGGACCAGGGCUGGCAGCUGCUCUGGCUGUGCUGCGGCCUCUUCCCCCCCAGCCAGGCCCUCCUGAAACACGCCAAGCGCUUCCUGGAGACCCGGCGAAGGGAACCCCUGGCUUCCGACUGCCUGCAGCGGCUGCAGGCGUCGCUCAGGAUGGAACCCAGAAAACUACCUCCUCACCAGGUGGAGAUCGAUGCCAUCCAACAGAGCAGCACACAGAUCUUCCACAAAGUGCGCUUCCCCAAUGACACCGACGAGGUCUUUGAGGUGGGGACGAGCACCAGAAUCCGAGACCUCAUUCAGACAAUCGCCGGAAAACUGAAUCUGGCCUCAGGUGACGGCUUCAGCAUCUUUGUGAAAACCCCAGACAAGUUUCUCAGUCUAAAUGAAACAGACUACUUCUUUGACAGUCUCAGACAGAUCACUGACUGGUCAAUGAAAUCAAAGAGAACCAGAGAUGGAGGGCCGGUGAAUGUGUCCUAUUUGGUGUACUUCAUGAGGAAGCUCUGGUUCAAUGUGUACCCAGGAAGAGACUUGGAGGCUGACCACCUCUUCCAUUUUCCACAGGAGCUGCCCAAGUACUUGCGUGGAUACCACAAGUGUACCAAGGAGGACAUGGUCAACAUAGCAGCCCUCUUGUUCAGAGUGAAGUUUGACAGUGACAAGACGCAGUUCGUCACGAUCCCCAAGAUCCUGAAGGAGCUGGUUCCUAAUGACCAGCUGAAAGCCAUGUCCUCAGAGGAGUGGAAGAAGAACAUUAUUGCCACCUACAACAAACAAGUCGGACAGACCGCGGAGGAGGCAGUAGUGGCUUUCUUGAAAAGCAUCUUUCGUUGGCCCACGUUUGGUUGUGCUUUCUUUGAAGUCAAGCAAACAUCUGAGGCUAAUUUCCCAGAUAUUGUGCAGAUUGCCAUCAGCAAACAGGGAGUCACAAUCAUCCACCCAAAAACUAAAGAUGUUCUGGCUAUGCAUCCAUAUAACCGCAUAGCUAACUGGUGCAGUGGAAGCACCUACUUUCAUAUGACCAUCGGUGACCUUGUUAAGGGAAACAAGAUUCUUUGUGAGACUUCACUGGGCUACAAAAUGGAUGACCUUUUGACCUCCUACGUCAACAUGUACGUCAAAGAGAGGAAAGCUGCCCGACCCAGAAAUCAACGCUUGACUACUUAAUACCUGCUGGCUCCUCCUGAGAUGCAGCAGAAAAAAUCGUUUAAAGUAUUUACAUGUCUUGGAUAGAAUAUAAGUGUCAUGGAUGACAAUAACAUUGCAUUGCAGUGAAAAUAUUUUCAAAAAUAUUAUUUAUUUUAUUUUUAUUGAAUGACCCUUUUAGUGUAGUUUUCUGGGGGCACACAAAUUAAUUGUCUUAGGUCGAUAUAGAAUGCAAUAUAACCGAUUUUUAAUUGGUUUUUAAUAUUUUCUUGCAGAACUGUCAUGAAUGUAAACUGUAUGCGAUACAGUGGCAAUAAUUUGGUUGGAAGCACAUAUUGUAUCUCAGUUGUUGAUUAUUGAAGUUUCCUCUUAAUGAGAAUCCUAUUUUUAACCUUUUCAUCGGAAUUAUAAUGAAUGUAAUGCACAAACAGUAGUUUGAUAUAUUCAGGAAAACAAUAAUGAUAACAGCUUCUGAAUUUGGAUUCCUCUUUUGACAUACGUAUAUAGUUCUAUGAAAUGUAAAUGCUGUAACAGUUCUGAAUCUCAAAAUCUUCAUCUUAAUGCUUGAAAUUUCGUUGAACAUUUAUGAACUGUUGUGUACAUUCCACAAUCAUCAUUUAGAUUUUUAUUGGAAAGCACCAUUUUAAGAUUAUUGUUAAUGGAAGCCAUGGAGAACUGCAAGUAGAACAGACUUCUGAAGAGAUUCCCAUUUUUGCUUUCUUUUGCUCUUGCUACCUAAUCCCUUUGUCUGUGGUGACCUCACUCUAACACAGAAGAGGAGGGUUGUGAGGAUUGUGCCAUAAUAAAGUAAUUGGACUGAGAA